GUGGGACGAUGGCAGUUGCGGUUUCGAUCGGCUUACUGCUGCUGGUGUGCCAGUGGUGGAUCGCCCCGGGUGAAGGGUUAAUCCCCAGUGAACUUUACCCGGCUGGCUGGCCAGCUCGACAAUAUCCCACAACGCUCCACCGGGCGAUUGUGGAUGGAGUGGCCACUAAUGAAGUGCCCAAUGGCCUGAUGAUCGCCCAUGACAGCCUAAAGACAGCCUUUGGCGUCCUGCUGGCCAGCUCCGAUGGCACCACGGCGGAUGAGAUCGGGGAGGCCAUGAGUGUGCCCAUGCCCUCCCAGAAAUCAGCUCAGGAUCGGCUGGUCAAUACAGAACCCCGUCAUUUGAUACCGGCAACGGAUAAAUUCAAGGAGUUCAGCUACACAGGCGUUUAUAUACCACCCCAAUUGAGUGUAAGACCGGACUACGAGGACAAAAUUAGGGACAUGGGUGUGGAUUUGGUGCCUGCGCUACGCAACGGUACAUUGGAAACGCUCUCGACGAAGCUAGAAGCCAUCAGUUCCGAGCUGAAAGACGCCACAUCCUCCGAUGAUAUGCCCUACGAACUGAAACAGCAGCCCGAAGUCUUCGUUGUGACAGCCGCCUCCUUUAAAGCGGUUUGGGCGGAUGCCGAGUUCCACAACGAGAAUCGACGGAUGAGGGAGUUCAAUGUGGACGAGCGACGACGCACCUUUGUGGAUACAUUGUACAGCCUGGCCAAGAGGCGUCAGUUGGCCCAUUUACAUGAAUUAAGAGCCACCAUGCUGCUUCUCCCACUGAAAGGAAGUCGGGUGAAGUUCAUGGUCCUGUUGCCGGAUCAAAUCAAUGGUCUGCGACAGCUCGAAAAAGAACUGGAAUUUGUGGAUCUGCGCAGCUUACUCAGAAAGAAGAUGGACACCCGCAGGUUCGAUGUUCGUCUGCCCGUGAUGAAUGUGGUGACCAACAUUGAGCUGGCCGACAAUCUGGGCUUUCUGGGCAUCCGCAAGGUUUUCAAUCCCAAGCAAGCCGAUCUAAGUCGAAUCACGGGUAAAAAACAACGACUCCGAGUGCGCCGAUUCCAACAUUUGACCCAUUUCGAACUGAACGAGCAGGGGAUCAAUUUUCAUAAAUUUGACAUCAAAGCUCGAGUUCGACAUGACGGUAAGACCCAGAACCACUUUUAUGCUUCACAUCCAUUCUUUUUCGCUCUGGUGGACGAGUUCAAGAUCUAUGCCACCGGUCGAUAUGGCCAAUUAACAGUUGAUCCGGAUGAUAUAUAAACUUUUAAUAAUGAUAAAAGACUGCGAUAGGUUAAUAAAAAGGUGAAAAAAUAAAUGCCUAGAAUAUUA
Drosophila elegans is the source of this 1325-nucleotide messenger RNA. RefSeq names its product serine protease inhibitor 3/4-like. The coding region runs from base 9 to 1256 and encodes 415 amino acids. The record is from RefSeq and is a predicted model, not a curated record. NCBI's taxonomy places the organism in Eukaryota, Metazoa, Arthropoda, Insecta, Diptera, Drosophilidae. The transcript is spliced from 3 exons. Gene Ontology annotation, molecular function: serine-type endopeptidase inhibitor activity.